AUUUCUGAGGACACCCAAAUUCUAACUUUUUCUGUUUCAGGUCCUAUAGAGAUCGAUGAACAAAUCCCCGAAGGAUUUACUCAAGUAAAAAGAAGAACAAAAAAUGGAUGUUUGUUUUAUAUUUAUAUUCGUCUACAUUUAGCAUAUAUGAUUAAUAUAAUUUAUGUAAACAGAAGAGUAUAAUUUGCUCUCAUAUGUUGAUACUUCUCUGCAUUUUAUCAUCUAUCAUUCAUGUGAUUUAUGCAUACGAUUUUAUUUUUUAUAUUAAUUAAAAGUUUAACACAAUAGAUCGAGGAGUAUGGGACAUGGGGAAUCGAAGCGCUUAGAAAAGCUUGUGAAUAAGUAUGAGCGCGGGCAGAUUCAACGAGUUGAUUGGCUGGAUCGCCUUGCCUUCAAAGCCAUGGAGAAAAUCAAGGAACAAGAAAAAAAAACAAUGAAAGUUCUCACAUAUACCUGGUCAUUGAUUUUAGCAGUUUUGAACAAAGAGUUGUUUUUCAGAAAAUUCAGCGGACAUGUCCAUUUUAGCCAAAUAUCCUUUACCAAAUGGGGUCUAUUUGGGGGAAGCCAUAUUGAUAUAUGUUCCUCUUCCUUGCCCUAAACUCAUUGAAUGCAAAUGGUCAACAGUGUCAAGAUGGAUGAACUGCUCAAAAUGUGAGAUAGCAAGACUUGGUUCUCUUCAUUUCAUUCAGAUUACAUUUAUGUGCAAGGAGUUGAUUAUGAGAAAAAGCGAAGGAUGUUUCAACGGUUGGAUUAUAGGAGUUAGAAAGAGGGUGAGAAUGAAGGUGGACUAGAGGUGGCGCUCCUUGUUUUGAAAAAAUGUUCUACGUGAUUAGAUCUGCAUCGAGAUGUGUCUAUUAUAUUUGGGAGUUACUUCUCUGUUGACUUGAUUUGGAUUCUGCGUGGCCAAGUAAAGAAUAAAAAAAAACUUUCCUGUGAUGACUAUCUAUCAUUCGCUUGCCCCAACUAAGUAGUUAAGAUAGUUACUCUGUUUAUUUUUGUUAGCAGGUAAAUCAAAAACAAAUUUGACUUAUGGGACCAAUUUAUAUUGAUUAAAUAUGUGAUAUGAAACAGAUUUGUA
Cuscuta epithymum is the source of this 1078-nucleotide messenger RNA. The record is from the annotation of a GenBank genome assembly. Lineage: Eukaryota; Viridiplantae; Streptophyta; Magnoliopsida; Solanales; Convolvulaceae.